AUGCUGGACUUGAACGAAAUCCCAUGUGACCUAGAUGAUGAGUUUAGAGGAUGUGUUGAACCAGCCUAUUGCACCCCAGCUAUCCCGAUUGCUGUGCAUGAGGAAGUGGGAGAGUCUCCUGCGACUAUUCGCAUUGCUGAUAACGAACCCUUGAUCGGGGCGCCUAUCGCUGGAGACAGUACUGCAGUUGCUGAUGACACCAAUGUAGUUGCUGAAGACAAUGUGGGAGUUGCUGAAGAAACUACUGGAGUUGCUUGUGAUGCUCCUGACAACAUUGAGCAAGAGAUUGAAUGCUCCUCUCAGCCACAAGAGCCGUUCUUGGGCAUGCGGUUUGACACCCUGGCCGGUGCCAAGGCGCAUUACAAUGCUUAUGCGCGUGUGAUGGGUUUUUCUAUCAAAUCAAACACAUCAAGGCGGUCGGCGUACACAAAUCUGGUGGAGAAGCAGCAGUUUGUUUGCAACAGAUUUAGAAAGCCCAAACCUGUGGACGAUGCUGCUGGCAAAUCAUAUAAUCCCACCGGCAACUCAUCUAGGGCACGUCGCGAUGAGAGUUCUAGUGAUGAGGAACAUGUGGAUGCGCCUAAUGAGGAUCCGUUGCUGGUUAGGAAGGUGGUGAAAAAAAGGAGACGAGAGUCGAUCAAGCAAACGGGAUGCAAAGCGAAGAUGACGGUGAAACUAAUUGAUGGAAGGUGGGAGGUCAUAUUUUUUGUGGCGGAUCACAACCAUGAGUUGAUAACCAAGCCCUCCCUCACAAAAUACCUGCUGUCACACAAGAAUAUAUCGCUCGAAGAAGAGACGUUCCUGAGAAUAUUGGACGACUGCAAUCUUGAGACAGGUCAGAUGAUGACGCUCAUGUCCACGUUCUAUGCAAAUGGGUUUAUUGUGCCGUAUACCACAAAAACAAUCAGCAACUUCCGCUCGAAGAUCAGGUCUGAGAGGAAGGGUGAUGACAUGGCUGAAACGGUGUCAUACUUCAUGGCGAAACAGAAAGAGGACCCAUCCUUCUACUUCAAUGUGAAACUGGAUGAGGACGAGAGGGUGGAGUUGCUGUUUUGGGUUGAUGGCGUAGCGAGGAAAGCAUAUAAAGAGUCUUACCACGAUUGCAUAUCGUUUUACACCACCUACCUCACGAACCAAUACAACAUGCCUUUUGCCCCCUUCAUUGGCAUCAACCGGCACGGGCAAUCCUUCAUGUUGGGUUGCGGAUUCAUGAGGGAUGAGACGGCUUCGAGCUUUGAUUGGCUGUUUCAGCAAUAUCUGGAUGCAAUGGGUGGGCAAGCUCCCCUGAAUAUAAUAACUGAUCAGGACUAUGCUAUGAGGGCCUCGAUUGCAAACGUGUUCCCAAACACCGUCCAUCGCAAUUGUCGAUGGCAUAUCAUGAAGAAGGCACAGGAGAAGCUCGGGUCUUUUUUGGGUAGGAGGCCUGCUGUGUCGCAAGACUACAAUGAGUGUGUUGAUAUGAGUAUGACUCCAGAUGAGUUUGAGCAGAAAUGGGCAGCUUUUCUUGCGAAGCACCAGCUAGAGGAGCAUGCUGACUUUGCGCACCUCUACAACAUAAGGAGGACAUGGGUGCCGUGUUACUUUCGGGAUUGCUUCUUCCCCUUCCUCAAAUCCACACAGCGAAGCGAGGGGUUCAAUGCUGUUCUCAAGCGCUAUGUGAAUCCUCAUAACUCGAUCCUCAACUUUGUGAAGCAAUAUGAGAAGAUCCAGGUUAAGAUCCUCGUGAAGGAAGGGGGCAACAACUACAUGACAAAUCAUCUAACGCAAGCUACCUGGUCAUCCUACCCCAUUGAGAAGCAGGCGUUCACAACUUACACCAUGACAUCUAUGUGA
Molecule: messenger RNA, 1833 nt
Organism: Brachypodium distachyon (stiff brome)
Lineage: Eukaryota; Viridiplantae; Streptophyta; Magnoliopsida; Poales; Poaceae
Product: protein FAR1-RELATED SEQUENCE 5
Exons: 2
Coding region: 1-1833 (610 amino acids)
Biological process (GO): regulation of DNA-templated transcription
Source: RefSeq, a predicted model, not a curated record